AGCAGCAGGUUCCUGAUCCAUCUUUGUCUGUAGGAUUACCUCAGCCUCUCUUGGAACUGAAUGACUCUCCUGUCUACAAAACGGUCUUAGAAAGAAUGCAGCGUUUCUUCUGCACCCUCUAUGAAAACUGUUUCCAUAUCCUAGGGAAGGCAGGCCCUUCCAUGCAGCAGGACUUCUACACCGUGGAGCACCUGGCCACCCAGCUUCUCAGCUCUGCCUUCGUCAACUUGAACAAUAUUCCUGACUACCGACUCAGACCCAUGCUUCGGGUCUUUGUGAAGCCUCUGGUGCUCUUCUGUCCCCCGGAGCACUACGAAGCCCUGGUGUCUCCCAUCCUUGGACCUCUUUUCACCUACCUUCACAUGAGGCUUUCCCAAAAAUGGCAAGUCAUCAACCAGAGGAGCCUGCUGUGUGGAGAAGAUGAGACAACAGAUGAAAACCCAGAGUCUCAAGAGAUGCUGGAGGAACAACUGGUGAGGAUGUUAACCCGAGAAGUCAUGGACCUGAUCACUGUGUGCUGUGUUUCAAAGAAAGGUGCUGACCACGGUACUGCUCCCCCUGCAGAUGGAGAUGAUGAAGAGAUGAUGGCCACAGAGGUAACCCCCUCGGCCAUGGCAGAGCUUACAGACCUGGGAAAAUGUCUAAUGAAGCAUGAGGAUGUUUGUACAGCGCUAUUAAUUACAGCCUUCAAUUCCCUGGCCUGGAAGGAUACUCUGUCCUGCCAGAGGACGACCACACAGCUCUGCUGGCCUCUCCUCAAACAAGUGCUGUCAGGGACACUGCUCGCAGAUGCUGUUACAUGGCUGUUCACCAGUGUGCUGAAGGGCUUACAGACGCAUGGGCAGCACGAUGGCUGCAUGGCUUCCCUGGUCCACCUGGCCUUCCAGAUAUAUGAGGCGCUGCGUCCCAGGUACCUGGAGAUAAGAGCUGUGAUGGAGCAGAUCCCUGAAAUUCAGAAGGACUCACUGGACCAGUUUGACUGCAAGCUUUUGAACCCCUCUCUGCAGAAAGUGGCUGACAAGCGCCGGAAGGACCAAUUCAAACGCCUCAUUGCUGGGUGCAUUGGGAAACCCCUGGGCGAGCAGUUCCGAAAAGAAGUUCACAUUAAGAACCUUCCCUCACUUUUCAAAAAAACAAAGCCAAUGCUGGAAACAGAGGUGCUGGACAAUGAGGAGGGCAGCCUGGCCACCAUCUUUGAACCCUGAAUCAAGCUUUUGGGCAUUCUUCCUCGACCUUUAUCGUCAUCUCUUCUUCCCCUUUGUAGCUGUUCUCUAGGCCCCUCUCCACUGCCACCUCACUGUACACCGUCGUCAGCCUGGAGAGAGAUCCAGGUCUGGAGCUGGAGAGAGUGGGCCCUGUACAGGGCCGGAAGCCAUGCUAAAGCAUCAAGAAAGGGAGUUAGGGCUUAUACCAUUCUGUCUAGAUUUCCCAGGUAUAAACACCAUAGGAGGUGCCCCUUCAAUACCCGAGCAGUCCCUCUUAGGACGCAUCCUGAAAAAUUGGAAGGAAUUCAACGCUGAUGAGCUAAAACACAAGAAACUCAUCUUUUUCUGCAAUACAUUUUGGCCUCAAUACAAGUAAGGGUCGGGAAACCUGGUGCCAAAAAGGCUCUUCAAAUUUUGAUACUAUUUCACAACUGGAUUUAUUUUGCAGGAAACUAGAGAAAUGGACUGAGGUUUCUUAUGUGCAGGCCUUUAUGAUGCUAUACCAAAACCCUUCAUUGAAGGAAUCAUGUCAGAUUUGUUUCAUUGAACCAAAGAAAAGGGACCAAAAUACCCCAGAUAUUUUAGAUGACAACCCCAACUCCUCCUCCCCUUCCCUGGGACUGGCUAAGGCCUCUCCUUGUCUAGAUAAUGCCCUGAUAGUGAGACAAUGCAUGCUAGGCCAACUAAGUAAUCAGAGGGACCUCAGUAUAACCAUUUAUAAUCCCAUUCCUGAAAUAAGAGGGCAACUGGACUCAUCCUGGCAAACAAAGGAGCUGCUAUUGGUUUGGCAGCUCCACGGGGUGGGGCGGCUUUGCCUACCACGAGGCAACACUUUAUAACCUGUCAGAUACUCUGUCUACCCUAGCCAGGACCAGAGGGGACUCACUCUCUAGACUCUCAGCAUCUCUUAAUUCCCUAGCUAAUGUGGUGAUGGAUAAUAGACUGGUCUUGGAUUAUAUCCUAGCUGAGCAGGUAAGGAUAUGUGCAGUUAUCAACAAAACAUGUUACACCUACAUCAACACCCCUGGCGAGGUGUUACAGUUUUGGAAAGGAUAACCCCAGCGCCCACUCCACAUGGACUACAGUCAAAAGGAUAUAACCAAAGGUACCCUUGGACCUCUGGUCGCAUUAAUACUUUUGCUGAUUUCUGGCCUCUGCCUUUUUACUUGUUAAAUUCGUUUCGUCCAGGUUGCAACAGUUUGACAUAAACAUGAUGGUCAUACAGGGACUCCAGCCACUGCCUACUGCUGAGGCCUCUAUGGAAAUCUUGGGACCCCUUGACCAGAAAGGAGGAAAGUUUCAUUCCCAGGGUCAGACAAGGGAAGACUGCCCCUGCCAGCUUGAAGAAGUUACAGAAGAAUGAGACUUUUGGCCCUGAAUAACCCCAAAAGAUUUUGAGAAGGAACUCUUUCAGGGUGGAAUUGGGGCAGGAAAGACAGGGCUGAACCCAAGGACAGCCUCCUCACAGACUUUAGGCAACAGGCAAAGCCACCUCUCCUUGUUUUGCACUUAAUGAGACUAUGAAGCAUGGAGGAGUGGCCAUCAGUAACAAGAACAUAAAUUAAACCUUGAUUAAACUUCGUGAUACCUAAACAGAGAACCCUAACCAGAAAAGCCACAGAGCUAGAGCUUGGCGGAGCAUGAGCAAUAAAAAUGCACAGGCUGCGGGUGGCUGCUAUACAACCUUCCACACCUGGCGCUAAGGAAAAAUUUAAGGGAAAACAGCUUUCAGAAGUGCGGUGGCUUUAAAAGACCAAUGUGCAAGAGAAGCUGAUGUAACCAGAUGCAAUCAAGAUCCCACCCCAGGGACUUCCCUGGUGGGUUAAGAAUCUUUCUGCCAGUGCAGAGGACACGGCUUCGAUAGCUGAUCCAGGAAGAUCCCACAUGCCGCGGAGCAACUAAGCCUGUGCUCCACAACUGCUGAGCCUGCACUCCAGAGCCCGCGAGCCACAACUACUGAGCCCAUGCGCCGCAACUACUGAAGCUGCGUGCCUAGAGCCGGUACUCCACAAGAGAAGCCACUGCAAUGAGAAGCCCGAGAACAGCAACGAAGGCCCAACGCAACCAAAAAUAAAAAAUAAAAUUUUUUAAAAAAAGCAAAUAUUUAAAAAAAAGAUCCCACCCCAUCCUCCCAAAAAUGACUAUUCCGCCCCUAAUCAAAGAAACCUGCACCCAUUCAAGGAAUUAAAGUGAAAUUAAAAGGGGGGAGUGGUCACAAAACUCCUCGGGUGCGCCCCUCACUCGCGAGGAUGCCCUCAUUCUUCUCUGAGUACGUACUUUCCCUUCUGCCCCUUAAUAAAUUGCUUCUUUGUUUCUCUCUACGCCUUAGUCUCUGUGGGUGACCUUUCUUGCGUUUCCUGUCCAAAUUUUUUUGGACAGGUAGAACAAGAACCUGGACCUUUAAUUUGGCCUGAACAGCAUCACAAGGACAACUUCUGAGGCACAGGCUACUCAGACCACAAGGUCCGAUCCCCGUACUCUCUCCGGGCACCUCCA
Molecule: messenger RNA, 3701 nt
Organism: Physeter macrocephalus (sperm whale)
Lineage: Eukaryota; Metazoa; Chordata; Mammalia; Artiodactyla; Physeteridae
Product: exportin-5-like
Exons: 12
Coding region: 96-1205 (369 amino acids)
Biological process (GO): protein export from nucleus; RNA export from nucleus
Cellular component (GO): cytoplasm; RNA nuclear export complex; nucleus
Molecular function (GO): nuclear export signal receptor activity; RNA binding
Source: RefSeq, a predicted model, not a curated record